AUGCCGGGCACCAACGCCCGCCGCUCCGGCCCGCCGAAGCACCAGAACAGCUUCGCGUGGGUCCCCGCCUCGGCGGACAAGCACAACACGCUGCAGGACAAGGUCGGCAAGCUCGACCUGCGCGGUGGCGUCUGCGCCAAGUGCUACGAGGUGAUUGAGUGGAAGCGCCGGUACGGCAAGUACAAGCCGCUCAAGCAGCCGGCAAAGUGCCUCGGCUGCAACCAAAAGGCGGUGCACCAAGCCUACCACCAGCUCUGCCCUCCGUGCGCGGGCUCGCGCCGCGCGCACGCAUCGCUCGAGUCGAGGCUCGGUGCACUGCCAGAGCGGCAGCGGCGGACGGCGCAGCGGCAGCUGGCGGUGGGGGCCGUGCCCGUCUCGCUCACGGCGCGCAUCGAGCGGAGCCAUGGCCCCACCGCAGUCGCCGACGCCGGGGACGUGACGGCGCUGCUCGACGCGGCGGUUCGCCGCGCGCUGCUGAGCGAGGCAGAGGCGGACAGGCUGACGGACGCGAUCGCGUCGGGCGCUCGUUCGGAGGAGGAGGUCGCCGCCGAGUGGGAGUGGGCGGCGAGGCUGGCGCUGCCAACUGGUGGCGCCGCAGUCGACCCCAGGCCCAGCAGCGAAUGA
Emiliania huxleyi CCMP1516 is the source of this 624-nucleotide messenger RNA. RefSeq lists its product as hypothetical. The transcript has 4 exons. The record is from RefSeq and is a predicted model, not a curated record. Lineage: Eukaryota; Haptophyta; Isochrysidales; Noelaerhabdaceae. The coding region runs from base 1 to 624 and encodes 207 amino acids.